GCUUUUCCUAUGACAACCUGCGUUAAAGAGGGUACGAAGAAGAAGUAGGCUAACUGGUAGCCAGCUAGCUCCACCAGUUGUCUUUCCAAUGGUACCAAGUCAAACUGGACUGGACUCCUUUGGGAAAGCGGCGGUGGGCUGCACGACUGCGUCUAAAGCAUUUGGAUAAGGCUGGUGCUUGAUGAUGCGGCGGGGGGAGCCCAUUUCACCGGCUUUCCAGGCCCCGGUGGAUGUCCACGCCAGUGCAGAUGGCCAGGUUUACAUGUUCAAUAGGAGGCCCAAUGAGUCGUCUGUAUCCUCCGAGGAUGAGGAGCUCACCGUCAUGGAGAUGAGGCCACGGGUUUUCCAAGAUCAGGGGCAGGCCAGUGUGAGGAACAUCCUGCUCCUGGAGCGAGAGGUACUAGACGGCGACAACCUCAACAAGCUCGCACUGCAAUAUGGCUGCAAGGUGGCAGAUAUAAAGCGGGUGAACAACCUUAUGCAAGAACAAGAUCUAUUUGCUUUGAAAUAUAUCAAAAUACCAGUUCAGAAACACAGCUUUUUAACAGAGAUGUACACAGACCUAAGCGACCCUCGAGAAGAAAUGCCACAUUCUUCCACCACACUAGUGAAGCCUCUGGACCGAGCCAGAGUCCAACCGCAUCUGCAGGAGGUCACAGACUUUCUCAUGGAGGUGGACCACGAUAUCGAGAAACUGAUUCAAACCACAAACGAUCAAGACGAUGAUUUCUUGGACAGCUCCGAGAAACCGGGGAUGUUUGGUUUCAGAAGGCGGCGUCUGACCAGUCACGGUGCCGACUGGGGCAUCCAGUGGUGGAACGCUGUCGUUGCCAUGCUCCUGAUAGGCAUCGUACUGCCGCUAUUUUAUGUCAUUUAUUUCAAGACAAAGGAUAAUGGGGUCGUCAGUGACGACGGGUCCGUGCCAUUAUCCACCAGCUCCUCAAACUCCUCUGGGACAGGCCUUGAUACGAGAGGGCCGGAGCACUUUCAAGAACCAGGCUAGCUAGAAACAGGGAUUAUUUUUAAGACUGUACCGCUCAAUGGUAGUUGACAAUCAAGAUAAAGCAAAUUUUCUACAUUUUAAUCGUGCAAUAACCCCACAUUUGUUUUAAUUUAGCCUUUAUAUUUACUGUUUUAGGUGGAUACUUCAAUGAUUGCCUUACAGGGAAAUUGUUACAAUUUAGGAUACUUACUAUUUUAUCCAACUGCUUUGAUAAUAGUUCUGUGAUCCUUUGGUUUUGGGAUCACAGUUACUUCUUCUUUCCCAAUUUUCAGAUGUGAAAUGCUGGAGUCCUCACAUAGUAAUUGCAAAUAGAAAAUGUACUUUUUGUGAAAGAAACAAUAUUUUUUAGAAUUUCUGUGCCUUUACACUAGUGCCUGUUGACCGCAUCAGCACAUAAAUAAGUGUCCUCAUAUCAGUCUUGUAUGUUGACACCAUCUUAAUGUCUAUCCCUACACAUUAAUAUAUAUUUUAAAGAGUUGCCUUUACAGACGGGGAGAACAGCAUGCAAUGUUUAACUUUGAGCGUUCAUUUUGGGCCUCGUUUGAGUGAACUGAUUAGGGGCCCGUAUUGAUUGUUUGGUUGAUGCUGUGCACCUUUAUGCCCCCUCUCUGGGUCUGAGUACAGUGCCAAAUGUGUAAAUGUUGUUUACAGUCAGAAUUUGGUGCAUUUCUAUCCUCUUAGAUUUUUUUGUGCUCAUUUGACAGCUUCCAAAGUGGUUGGAUUUUGAGAAUGGAUUAGUCAUCCAUACGUUCUCGUCAUUAAGUGUGGAAAAAGUGUAAAAAAAGUCCCUUAAACCUUUAUUGUCAGGUUGAUCUAGUAUUGCACAUGUUGUCUGAUGAGUCAUUGAGUCCACCAUCAGCAUGUGACGAGUUUGCGUAGCUUGUCUAAUGCACUUUUUGAAGACAAGUCUUUUUAAUUGAAUGAAACUGGAUUCUGAUGACAUAUUUUUCAAACUAAGUCAAUUUAGAAAAAUUGACAUAAUGGAUCUCCAAUAUGUUUGUUGUGUUGCAUGUUCCUAUUGAAAUAUAAACUUUACGGAGGUAAAGUAUCCUCUCCUUGCUUUGU
This is a messenger RNA of Pungitius pungitius (ninespine stickleback), 2068 nucleotides long. RefSeq names its product LysM, putative peptidoglycan-binding, domain containing 4 (gene lysmd4). The record is from RefSeq and is a predicted model, not a curated record. NCBI's taxonomy places the organism in Eukaryota, Metazoa, Chordata, Actinopteri, Perciformes, Gasterosteidae. The transcript is spliced from 3 exons. The coding region runs from base 182 to 1003 and encodes 273 amino acids.